Anolis carolinensis (green anole) is the source of this 6094-nucleotide messenger RNA. RefSeq names its product Ral GEF with PH domain and SH3 binding motif 1 (gene ralgps1). The transcript has 21 exons. The coding region runs from base 511 to 2259 and encodes 582 amino acids. Lineage: Eukaryota; Metazoa; Chordata; Lepidosauria; Squamata; Anolidae. Gene Ontology annotation, biological process: positive regulation of GTPase activity; Ras protein signal transduction. Gene Ontology annotation, cellular component: plasma membrane. The record is from RefSeq and is a predicted model, not a curated record. Gene Ontology annotation, molecular function: guanyl-nucleotide exchange factor activity.
CUCGCCUCCUCGGCUCCUCCGCCUCGCCUCCGCCGCUUCCCCUUCCUCCUCGCCGGCGUCGAAGGUGGCUCCGAGGAGGCUCCAAGGGCGGCCGGGGCCCGGGACAGGUGAGGGGAAGGCCCGCCCCGGCAGAGGGGCUGAAGGGCCCACCUGUGCCCCGCUCUGCGCAUGCGCCCUGGCCCUGAGCGGGGCUGAAGAGUCAACCUGUGUCCCGCUCUGCGCAUGCGUCCUGGCCCUGAGCGAGGCUGAGGAGUCAACCUGUGCCCCGCUCUGCGCAUGCGCCCUGGCCCUCAGAGGUGAGCAGGACUCCUCUUUCCACGCAGACGACACACUUCAGGCUCCUGAAGGCGCCUCCGACCCUCAGAAGCAUCCACACUGAAAGAUGUGCUGCAAUGACUCCUUUGUGUUUGACUGCACUUAAAACUGGAAAGAACCCCAUAUUAUGGCAGUUCUCCGUUAUUGUGUCACCGCUGGUGGCUGAGCUGACGUUUCCUGCAUCCUAAGGAGAUUAUGUAUAAAAGGAAUGGCCUCAUGGCCAACGUGACAGUGACCUCCGCCACUCCAGAGGGUAGCAGCAGUUCUGACUCUCUGGAAGGACGGAGUUCGGAUUAUGCCCAUAAAAGCUAUGAUGCAGUUGUAUUUGAUGUAUUGAAAGUGACUCCAGAGGAGUUCGCCAGUCAGAUUACAUUGAUGGAUACGCCAGUAUUUAAAGCUAUACAACCAGAGGAACUCGCAAGUUGCGGAUGGAAUAAGAAAGAGAAACACAUCCUUGCCCCCAAUGUUGUUGCCUUUACAAGGAGGUUUAAUCAGGUCAGUUUCUGGGUUGUACGAGAAAUUUUAACAGCACAGACCUUAAAAAUAAGAGCAGAAAUAUUGAGCCAUUUUGUGAAAAUAGCAAAGAAACUUCUAGAACUGAACAACCUCCAUUCCCUCAUGUCUGUGGUAUCAGCUCUGCAAAGUGCACCUAUUUUCAGACUGACAAAGACCUGGGCACUCUUGAACCGCAAAGACAAGACCACUUUUGAAAAGCUGGACUACCUGAUGUCGAAGGAAGAUAAUUAUAAGAGGAUGCGGGACUAUAUCCGAUGCUUAAAGAUGGUGCCCUGUAUUCCUUAUUUAGGAAUUUACCUAUUGGAUUUAAUCUACAUUGAUUCAGCAUAUCCUGCCUCGGGAAGCAUCAUGGAGAAUGAACAAAGAUCCAACCAAAUGAACAACAUCCUCCGAAUAAUCGCCGACUUGCAAGUCUCCUGUAGCUACGAUCACCUUAUAACAUUACCCCAUGUGCAAAAAUACUUAAAGUCUGUCCGGUACAUUGAAGAACUUCAAAAGUUUGUGGAAGAUGACAACUACAAAUUAUCCCUGAGGAUUGAACCAGGAAACAGCUCUCCGCGACUGGUAUCAUCAAAAGAAGAUCUGGCAGGUCCCUCCGAGGUGUCGGCCGCUGUGAGGUUCAACAGGAGGCCAACCUGUCCUGACGCCUCGGUGGCAGCCAGCCUGCCCACUCCUCCUGUCCCACGACACAGGAAAAGUCACAGCCUGGGAAACAAUAUGAUGUGUCAGUUCAGUGUAGUUGAAAGUAAAAGCGCAACGUUCCCGACAGAGAAACCCCGCCACCUGCUGGAUGACAGUGUGCUCGAGUCCCACAGCCCUGUCCGAAACCACACACUAAACUCUGUUUUCACCAAUGGUGUUUCCAUAGGAAGCAGUGAAAGCUCAGAAUUCAGUGAGGAGCCUUCCUCGGGGAUUGAAAGGGGUCGGCUGUAUGCCACGCUGGGGCCCAACUGGCGGGUACCAAUUCGGAAUUCUCCCAGAAGUCGGAGCUGUGUUUACAGCCCCACAGGCGCCUGCAGCUGCACUUCAGCCACUUCCAUGGGCGUCGUUACAAUGGAGGGGCCUUUGAGAAGGAAGACAUUGUUGAAGGAAGGCAGGAAGCCUACGCUUUCCUCCUGGACUAGAUACUGGGUCACCCUUUCAGGAUCUACACUGAUUUACUUUGGAGCGAAGUCCUUAAGAGGCACCGAAAGAAAGCAUUAUAAAUCAACUCCGGGGAAAAAGGUUUCCGUUGUGGGCUGGAUGGUGGCACUACCGGACGAUCCCGAACACCCUGAUAUUUUCCAGCUGAACAACCCAGAUAAAGGCAAUGUUUACAAGUUUCAGACUGGUUCGAGGUUUCAUGCAAUACUGUGGCACAAACAUUUGGACGACGCGUGCAAAAGCAACAGGCCUCAGGUACCUGCAAACCUUAUGUCAUUUGAAUAACAAGCUCUGGUCCCUGGUGUAAAUUUCAAGUGCCAAACUGCAGAAUGGGAGAAUGGGGUUCCCAAAGGAGGAUGGAGGAAGGAAAUUCCUUGACUGAGUGAGCCAGCUGUCUGCAACAGCCAAUUCAGCACUUUUCUAUAUGACUUGAACGUAACGAUGACACCACUUUCUAAAAGCGGGAGGUGAAUGUUGUCCUUAGGAAAGGAUCUGUCCCAAGCGCUGAAGGGAACGAUGCUUUUAGACUGAUGGAAGACGCAGGAUCCCUGAAUCCUUGAGUUUAGCUUUGUGGUCACAGACUGCUGUGGAUGUCUCUCCUUCCCACAAAACUGUGCAUCACAUCUUCUGCGAUUUUUUUUUUUAACUGCUCUUUUUAUCGUCAAGCUGCGUUAUGUGAACCGAAGGAACAUUUAGCCCAUGUUGGGUUGUUUUAUUUUAUUUUUUUCAAUUAUUUCUAAUGCACAACAACAACAACAAACAAUUGACAGUGUUAACUUUGCUGCAAAAGUGUCAAUUAGAAUAGGACAUUGUGGAACAACGUUUUUAUAACCUUAAGUGCACUGAGUCGCUUGGCAAUGUGGCUGCCUCAGAUUUUUGUAUCAAAACCCUAGGGACAAAAAAAACGGAUGUUCGUACACCUGAGCUAUUUGGGAAAUGUGUAUUUUGGCACAAGGUAAACAAAAAUAACCGCCUGUGAUUUAGUGUUUCGUUUCUUGUAAUUUGGCUGUGCUGCUCGAGUGGAAUGAACUCAUUCAUGGUGCCCAGGCAGAGGAAGGGUUUGCCACUGCCGAAAAUGGGUUCCUUCACACACACGCUCAAAAAAAGAGAAAUAUUUGCCUUAAAUUGUUUUGGUUUGCUCUUUUUUUAGUUGCAGGUGGAUGCUAUUCAUCAGAAAUGUCCAGCUGCGCUCCUCCUGAGAAUUGCAUUGGUUCUUCCUGACUUUCGGAACAAAAGAAGGGCCAAAAGAGCUUUCCAUUGGCUUCUAUUGUUCUCCUAGGAAGUGGCCACUGCUUGAAAAGAAAUACAGAUUUCAUUAAUUGAGACGUUUUUGCCCAGUAUCUGAACAAUGGCUCAUAGUUGCCUGUUAGGAAUACAGAUGGGUGAAAAAUGUAUAACACACCUGAGAAAUCAGCUGGAAUUUUUGAUGAAAGCGACCCCGCAUUUGACAAAGACAUCAUUGCCUACUGAUCUCUCACUGGAUCGUAAUGUUAUUAUUUUGUAAUAUUUUUCUUCUUCUUUUAACGCUAAAAUCUCUCAACGGUUGUUGAAUAUAAUAUGUGAAUUGUCGUGUUAGACGCCUGUGUCAUAGUCCUAAAUUGUCAACGUGAAACAAGAUCCGGGGGAGAAGCCAACUCUUGGGGUCUUUUGUCUAGAAAGGAGAGCGAGGCUGACGUAUAAGCUAAAAGAUUCUUUUUUCCCCUGCCCAGGUUGGUUAAGAUUGGUGCAACUCAAAACCUGACUUCAUGGAAAGAGGUUGUCUCCAUGUCCAAGAACAAAACUCCGCUUGGAGCUUAUGAACUGAUUUUUUCUAACGGAUUAAUGUAUUAGGAUGCGGUUCUUAAUGGCCCUCUUGCACAAAGGGAUUGUGUUCAGUUUCACAUGUGGAUUGUUCUUGAGGGAAGAGGGGUCUUUUCUUCGUAGCAUCUCCCUCUUCUUUCUCCCCCUCCCUUUUGUGGUGAUAGACCACCCAUAUAUCUGAUAUAGAAAAAAAAACACAUCUUGCCACGUACGUUGUAGUUAUUACAGGUCCGGCAACAUAUCCUUUAGGAUCAAACAUUGCAAGUUGAAUCACAUAUAGCUGUGUCCUCUGGUUUGGAAAUUCCCCAGAAUGAAGCGAGAGCCACAUUAUAACCCCGUUGGUACCUAUGACAGUUGUAUUCAAUCUAAUCAUCAUCCCUGUUGGCAUCAUCAUGUUCCAAGUUCCACAAUUCCCAAAACGCAGGAAGAGAAAGAGGACAAGGCCAUUUCGCAACUGCCAAAGAUCUGCUUAAUUAUUAAACAUCGCCAAUUACGAUUAAGUCGAAGCAUUUCAUAGCUACGUUACCCAAGCGUGGAACUGAAAUCUGCACACUAAUUUGAGACCUCAGUUAUUUAGAGGUAAAAGUAUCUAUUGACUGUUAAUACAGAAUCCUAACUCCUCCCUCCCCAAUGUAUGUUGAACUAUAAUGAGAUUCAAUAUAUACAGUUAACCAAGUACUCGCAUUUAAUGUCACCGUACAAAUUGUAUAAAGAAGGUGCUAUGUUUAGUUUCUGAUGAUAACUGAAAUGAAAUAACCAGCUACUGAUGUCUAAAGAGGUGAUUUAAUCAUUAUUAGAUGUUUCUGGAAAUGGAAACAAGUGAGUUGUCUCCAUGGAAGCGUCAAGGAUGUUUGAUAGUAAAACGCUUUCAGAACAAGGGAUGGAGAUGUUUCCUUCACGGGGGAAACGAGGAUAUUUUGGCCUUCGAAAAUGGAUCCGGAUUCCCAUCCGACUCCAUCGUUUCAUAUCAAUCUCCUCGAUGAAAAAUUCUAGGGCGGAGGGAGGGGAAUCAGCCGGGGCCUUGAUAUGACGCCGCGUGAAUGAAAAAGAACAGAGAAUACUUCCUGGUACAAUGAAUGACACUUGCAUGCAUCUGCGGAGGGAAGGAAAACGUCUCUUGCAAUGUCUCUUCCUACUUGAAAGUCCCUCCGCAAAUCUGCAUUGGGAAUGUUUUGGAUGUGUGUGUGUGUGUGUGUGUGUGGUUUUUGAAAGGUACAAAUGGCUGACUGUGAUUUUUUUUACUUGUAUAGGUAGUAUUGUAACAAGUGGAAACGGAAAUAAUUGUACAAUAAUGACUCGUGUGAUGACGUAGUGCAGUAUUCAGCAAUACGAGCAGCACGGUGUGUUUAAGAAGAUGGAAAUAAAGGAUCGAACAGUAUAUGGAACGUGUUAUUAAGCCUAAAAGCUGCACUUAGAUGGUACUCGUCCUAUAAAAGCAUGAAGGUCUACUUAGUUACUGAUUUUUAGAGCAGAUUUUACUGUGAAUGAAACAAGAAAUUGAUGCAUAUUGGUACUAUUUUAAAGCAUAUCCCCGACAGAAGAUAUUGCGUAUGAUCCAAAGCCCUCUACGUCUCCAAUACAGAUAAAUUACAGCAAUCGUAAGCAGCCCGAUUUAGUUCAAAGGCGGCAACAGAUCCAUUUCUGUAUUUUAUCUGUUUCCUCCUCUGUAAUGAAUCGGGACACAAUUACAAGGAGAAGAUAAAUAUCUUUUCCAAAGUGCAAUGAAAGAGAAAGCUGGAUCAAAAGACUUAUCUGUUUUGAGAGUCAUUUUUCAAAGUGUCUCCAUUGAAUUAUAUUUAGGAUCAGAUUUGUGUAGCUACAUCAAGGCAAUAUUAUUUAUUAUUAAUUUAUUAGUGCGUCUAUGUAUGUGUAAUUUUACAGUAAACUUAGUGCCAAAAUGCAUGUUUUUUAAAAAAACCAAUUAGCACUCGGUUGCGUUAUACGGAAGAGUAUUCAAUGAUCGACCCAUUUGUCACGUUGUGAUGUAAACCAGUUUCGAUAUUUCAAUUCGUUCCCUGUGAAAACCGUUGCACUAUUUUAUUUUCUAUUUGUUUUCCUGUUCGUUUUUAGCCGUAUCCCAGCAGCCCCCACUGCAUGCCAUUUGUGUAAAUCCUCUUUCUUAAGAAAAAAAAAAUUCUUGUGAAAUUGUCAUGAAUAAUAACCACUGAAAUUUUAAAAUCCUUGUGUGGGAAGUCUUUUAGGUUUUUUGGCAAAGUAUUUUGUUACCUCAGUCUUCUAUCAGGUUUGCUGUAUUUUUCAGCUUGUUACAUUGAUAAAUAAUUGUUUCACUAAUUAAAGAAAAACUUUAAUGUAAAAGAAA